CGCCCACCCCAAAAUAACCUUGACAACCUGUCAUGGCAUUAUCUCAAAAACAACCCUCCAUGUUGUUCGUCGCUUGUGUCCUCCUCAUGCUCACGCAAGAAAUGCCUUGUCUUGCUUCAUCUCGAAGCCCUUCUCCGGUGGCCCUUGCUGGUCCUAGUAACCAAACCGCUAAUGAGGAACUGGAGGCACUCCUAACAUGGAAGUUUGAGCUGGACAGCCAGACUCGCUAUACUUUGUCUUCGUGGAAUGGGAGCAACCCUUGUUCAUGGCGCGGAGUCGAUUGCGAUUCUUUUGGAAGCAUUGUGAGCCUGAACCUCUCGGAUUCUGCCAUACAUGGUACGCUUCAUCAUCUCAAUUUCUCCCUAUUGCCCAACUUGAUUGCUCUUAAGCUUGCCAACAACUCACUUUUCGGAAACAUCCCUCCGAGCAUGGCUCUUCUUGCCAAGCUUACUCAUCUAGACUUGUCUCGAAAUAACCUUUCGGGAAACAUUCUGACUCAACUAGUGUCCUUGCGAUCUCUCCAAGUUCUCAAUCUAUCGAAUAACAAUUUCAAUGGCCCAAUUCCCAAUGAGAUAGGUAGCUUGAGCAACUUGACCGGCCUAUUUCUUUCUGCAAAUAAUCUUUCCGGUCGUAUCCCUGGAGAAAUAGGAAGGCUCCAGUCUCUCAAUUAUCUCGACUUACAGAACAAUCGCAUCACCGGUCCUAUUCCUUCUUCCAUAGGAAACAUGAGCAGCUUGAUAGAGGUGUGGCUUUGGGAUAAUCAACUUGUUGGGGCCAUUCCAGAGGAAAUAGGAAUGUUGGGGUCUCUCAGUAUACUUGAUUUAUCUUGCAAUUGUCUCGAUGGUUACAUCCCUAAAACUCUAGGAAAUUUGAGUAAUUUAGCAUUUCUAUACUUAUAUCAAAACCAACUUUUCGGUCCCAUACCUUUGGAAGUUGGAGGAAUGAGAUCCCUCGAAAUUUUCCAAUUGCAAUUUAAUGAUUUAAUAGGUCCUAUCCCAUCAUCCAUAGGUAACUUGAGCAAUUUAAAAUACAUUUCCCUUCGCAAGAAUAAGUUGUCGGGUCCUAUCCCAUCAUCCAUAGGUAACUUGAGCAAUUUGAAUAUUCUUCGCCUUGACUACAAUAACCUUUUUGGGCCUAUCCCAUGGUCCAUAGGCAACUUGAGCUAUCUAAAAACUCUUUCCCUUUUCAACAAUAGUUUGUCGGGCUUUGUUUCGAAAGAGAUUGGAAAACUAGGACUCCUUAGUAUAUUACGUCUAGAUAUGAAUAAUCUAGAAGGCUUUCUUCCCAUCGAGAUGAAUAAUCUCACAUCCCUCACUCGCCUUGAUCUAUCUUAUAAUAACUUUGUUGGCCAAUUGCCACAAGAGAUCUGUAGCGGCCAAGCUCUUGUACGUUUUAUUGCAAUGAACAAUCACUUCACUGGACCCAUCCCAAAAAGCUUGAGAAAUUGUUCCAAUCUGUAUCGAGUUAGGCUUAAUAACAACGCGCUCAAGGGAAAUAUAACCGAUGCUCUUGGUGUGUACCCUUACUUGGAUUAUCUUGAGUUAAGUAACAAUGACCUUUACGGGGAGUUACCACCAACAUUGGGAGAAUGUAGAAAUUUGACGAGCUUGAUAAUCUCCAACAAUAGAAUUUCCGGCACCAUACCACCUCAGGUUGGAGACAUGAAUCAAUUGCGUAGACUGGACCUCUCUUCAAAUGAUAUAGUUGGGGAAAUUCCUAAAGAGCUAGGAAAAUUGAAGUUGCUGGUAGAGCUUUCACUGGACUACAACCGUCUUGAAGGCCACAUCCUUCAAGAACUUGGAGCAUUGUCCAGUCUGCAGAAACUCAAAAUUGCAAGAAACAACUUGAGUGGCUCCAUUCCUACAGAACUUGGGGGGUGCUCCAACCUUUUGUUCUUAAAUUUAAGCGGGAAUAAUCUUGAUAAGAGUAUUCCUGUGGAGAUUGACAACCUCCGGUCUCUUCAAGUUCUCGAUCUGAGUCAAAAUUUGCUCACAAGAGAAAUACCUAGACGAUUUGCACAAUUGCAUAGAUUGGAAAUACUCAAUCUCUCACAUAAUCAGCUUUCGGGUUCAAUUGAAUUGGCCUUUGGUGAUAUGGUAAGCUUGACAUCCAUCGACAUAUCAUAUAAUGAGUUAGAAGGUCCUUUACCAAAUGUUCCAGCCUUUCAAAAUGCUACAAUUGAAGUUGUGAGAGGGAACAGAGGUUUGUGUGGAGUUAUCGCUAGUCUCAAACCAUGCACAACAACAACAUCAAAAGGCAAGAACAAAAACAAAAAGUUGCUGCUAAUUUUGAUUCCUACUUUAAGUUGCCUACUUUCAUUGCUUCUUAUUGUGGGAAUUUUAAGAAUAGUAUGCCAAAGAUUAAGGAAAACAGAACCUAGUUCGAACAAUGGAAGCAAUGAAAACUUGUGGGCAGUGUUGACCUUUAACGGGAAUAUGGUCUAUGAGAGCAUUAUUGAAGCCACGGGGGAGUUUGAUGCCAAAUAUUGCAUCGGUGUGGGAGGACAGGGGAGUGUUUAUAAGGCCCAGUUGCGAACAGGCGAAAUUGUUGCGGUAAAGAAAUUUAAGGAAGCAGUGGAAGUCAAAAUCGCUAGUGAAAAAGCAUUUGAAAGGGAGAUUCACGCUCUGAUUGAAGCUCGGCAUCGGAAUAUUAUCAAGCUCUAUGGCUUUUGCUCAAGUUCUCGACAUUCAUUUUUGGUUUACGAGUUCUUGGAAUCAGGCAGCUUAAAGGAUGUAUUGAACGAUGAAGAGAGGAUGACAGCAUUUAAUUGGAAUAAGAGAGUGAAUGUUAUUAAAGGUGUGGCGUGUGCUUUGUCCUACAUGCACCAUGAAUGCUCUCCUCCUAUAGUUCAUCGAGACGUAUCGAGCAAGAACAUUUUAAUGGAUGAACAAUACGAAGCUCACGUCUCUGAUUUUGGCGCGGCUAAGGUUUUGCAACCUUACUCAUCCAAUUGGACUUCCUUUGCGAGCACUUUUGGAUAUGCAGCUCCAGAGCUCGCAUACACAAUGAAAGUGACGGAGAAAUGUGAUGUUUAUAGCUUUGGAAUGGUGACAUUGGAGGUAAUCAUAGGUAGAUACCCGGGCGAUCUCAUAUCGUCUCUCGCAUCCUCAGCUUCUUCAUCAUCAAGCAAUUCAACAGCUUCAUGUUGGCCCCUAAAACAAGCUCUAGAUCAAAGAAUCCCAUACCCAGAUGGUGAUACGCUAGGUCAGGUGGCUUUCAUUGUAAAGAUGGCAUUUACAUGCCUGAGUGCAAAACCGGAGCAUCGUCCAAGCAUGCAACAAGUGUCUCAAGAGAUAUCAGCACGUAGGUCGAUCGUGAUAGGGGCAUUGGAGGACAUAAAAUUGGAAGAACUAGUUGAUCCCAUAUGCCUUUCUUAUUGACAUUUUGGUCUUUCUGUAGCAGCUUGCGUAACUAGUUCUCUUUUAUUUCUCUUACAAGGAUGAUACGCAUCGCAUCACUUAUUUUCCCAAUGAUUUAUGAAUUACUUGAAAAC
Eucalyptus grandis is the source of this 3493-nucleotide messenger RNA. Its product is annotated as MDIS1-interacting receptor like kinase 2. NCBI's taxonomy places the organism in Eukaryota, Viridiplantae, Streptophyta, Magnoliopsida, Myrtales, Myrtaceae. The transcript has 2 exons. The coding region runs from base 33 to 3380 and encodes 1115 amino acids. The record is from RefSeq and is a predicted model, not a curated record. Gene Ontology annotation, biological process: protein phosphorylation. Gene Ontology annotation, molecular function: protein binding; protein kinase activity; ATP binding.